This is a messenger RNA of Sinocyclocheilus rhinocerous, 1673 nucleotides long. RefSeq names its product zinc finger protein 513-like. Lineage: Eukaryota; Metazoa; Chordata; Actinopteri; Cypriniformes; Cyprinidae. Bases 1 to 1284 code for a protein of 427 amino acids. Gene Ontology annotation, biological process: positive regulation of transcription by RNA polymerase II. Gene Ontology annotation, cellular component: nucleus. The transcript has 2 exons. The record is from RefSeq and is a predicted model, not a curated record.
AUGGACUUAGUGGGGCCCUUCUGCAUGCACUGCUGCAAAGGGAAUGUGGAUGGCGUUUCAGACAGGAAGCUCUGCUCGGGCUUAGGCUUACAAGCGGAGUCUAGAGGGGUAGGGAAUGAGGGCGAUGCUGGCGAGGAUGGUUCCCUGAAGCUCCACUCAUGCACGCUCUGUGGUUUCUCGUCACGCUACACCAACCACAUUACGAGACACAUGAAGACACACAAUGGCGAAAAGCCGUACGGGUGUCCGCUGUGCUCCUAUGCAUCGGCACAACUAGUGAACCUGCAAAGGCACUUGCGCAUACACACUGGGGAAAAGCCCUAUAAGUGCAACCACUGCACGUUUGCAUGCAGUUCCUUAGGGAACCUGAAGAGGCACCAGCGCAUGCAUGCAGCUGUAAGCCCGGGUCAGAGUGCCCCUCAGCCAGUAAGUGGCAAUGGUUUAAAUCACACCAGCGCGAGUCAGAAGGAAAAGAAAGCGUCUCCUGCCCCCUCUGAAGUUGCAGGUGCUGUGCAGUCUGCCUCGCGACCCCACGUGGGAAGGGAUGGGAACUACUUGCACACCCUUGAUGGCCUGAGGCUUCCACAGCAGUCAUCGGCAGGGGUGUUGCAGUCAGGACAGGCUGCUUCUGAACCUGCCACUCUACCCCCCAUGUUCUUCCCCUUCACUUGUCGGCUGUGCAGCAUGGCCCUGGAUGACGAGGAUGGAUCCUCGGCCCAGAUAUGUGCAAAGUGCACCCUGGAAAUGCUAACUAAGGACACACCCGGAUGCCCCGCUGAGCGAGGGGACAAAGUCUACACCUGUGCUGCCUGCCCCUUCCUCACCCACUACCCGAACCACCUGGCCCGCCACAUGAAGACCCACAGUGGAGAGAAGCCAUACAAGUGCCCACAGUGCGACUACGCCUCCGCCCACUUCGACAACCUCAAGCGGCACCAUCGAGUACACACCGGCGAGAAACCCUACAAGUGCCACCUGUGUGACUAUGCUUGCGGCAACCUGGCUAAUCUCAAGAGGCACCAGCGGGUGCAUUCAGGUGCCAAACCCUUUCAGUGCGCCAUCUGCAACUACAGCUGCAACCAGAGUAUGAACCUGAAGCGGCACAUGUUGCGCCACACGGGCGAGAAGCCCCAUAAGUGCCAAGAGUGUGGCUACACCACUGGCCACUGGGACAACUACAAACGACAUCAGAAGAAGCACAGCCUGACUACAGGUGGCUGGGUUGAAGUGCAGAUGCCAGGAAAUGAGGAAGAGUUGGAGGACGAGGAAGAGGAAGAGGUGUAGCCUCUUAUUGCAAGACCGUUGUCCAUAUGAGAUUUUACUGUUACAGCAUAAGUUUUGUUGGUUGUUCUUCUUUUUAUUUGUGCCAAGAGUUAUUUUGAAAGUCAUUAUUUUAGACACUUGGAAUUAUCCUCAAGCUGCUACAUGAAGUCAUGCACAAAUUAAAAGACAGUAACCUGAAUGUCCUAAUGCACGGUUUGUCCAGUCUUGCUCCUGAAGGGCCGACCUUCCUUCAGACUCUAAAUAAACACACCUGAAACGUCUAAUCAAGAACUUUAGGAUUACUUGAAACUUCCUGCCAGGUUUGUGAGAGAUGGUUGGCGCUAAACUCUGCAGGAAGGUGGUCCUCCUGGAGCAGGUUUGGACACUCCUGAUUAAUGCCUUUGAACAAG